Molecule: messenger RNA, 4942 nt
Organism: Salvia hispanica
Lineage: Eukaryota; Viridiplantae; Streptophyta; Magnoliopsida; Lamiales; Lamiaceae
Product: Transducin/WD40 repeat-like superfamily protein
Cellular component (GO): cytoplasm
Molecular function (GO): protein binding
Source: RefSeq, a predicted model, not a curated record
AUAAAAUAAACCCAACUUCCGAUUCCAACUAAUCACUGUGAUCCCUUCCCCUCCGCCCGGUCUGGACCGGUUCGCUGAUUCUGCAGCCGAUGAAGUGUAAAUCGGUGGCCUGUAUAUGGUCGGGCUCGCCGCCGGUUCAUCAAGUAACCGCCGUCGCCGCACUCCACGACCCGCCGACUCUCUACACCGGCGGAUCAGAUGGCUCCAUCAUCUGGUGGAACCUCAAUUCCCCCCUUGCAAAGCCGGAGAUCAGACCAGUAGCGAUGUUGUGUGGUCAUGCCGCUCCAAUAGCUGAUCUAGGGAUUUGUUUUCCCCUUGAGCAACAUGAAAAUGGAACUUUUACUAGUUCUAGUGAUGAGCUGUUGCAUCCUAAUCCAGUUAAAUGUGGUGCACUAAUCAGUGCUAGUAGUGAUGGUGUAUUAUGUGUCUGGAGCAGAGUAAAUGGACACUGCAGACGGAGAAGGAAACUUCCUCCUUGGACAGGAAGCCCAUUCAUGAUUAGGACAUUGCCCAACAACAAGAGAUAUGUUUGUAUUACCUGCACUUUUGUCAACCAAGAACAUCCAUCAGCUGUUUCGGAUGAAGGACACGAGUCUUUGGCAGAUACAGAGGUGCAAAAUCCAAAUCCUUUGAAAUGUACAGUUGUAAUCGUUGACUCGUUUACUCUUGCAGUUGUCCAAACAGUAUUCCAUGGGAAUGUGUGUAUUGGACCUUUAAAGUCCACUGCUGUAGUAAUUACCUCAGAAGAUAUGGAGUCACAGUCGGUGAUGAUCAUUGAUGUGUUUGGUAAGGUACUGAGUUUACCAAUAUUGAAGGACUCUGACCUAAAGGGGCAAAAUGUCCCUGUUGUGUCAAAUGAUUCCUCAAAUUUAGAAGUGAUGGACUGGGCAGAUGAAUCCAAAGAGAGGGAAUCGCUUAUGGCUUUUGCCAAAUGGGGUUAUGUUUUGGCCCUUGUGCAUAGAACAUAUUGCACAUUUAGGCAAGCACAUAACGGAAUUGUCAUUGGCAAGAUAUCUUUCACAGUUGAUCAAUUGUGUUUCCAAGACAAGCUAUAUGUGACGGGUGGCAUAUUCCUAAAGGAUGAUACCAGUAUCUCUAGUAAUGAUUUUGUGGAAGAAUUUGUAGUUUGGAAUAACACGGGGGCGGCUGUUAUAUACAGGAUCUCGUUCUUGAAUGGUAUAUUCAAGUAUGAUCUUUUAUCUGUUAUUCCUGCUGUAUUGCAUCCUUCCGACAUGAGACUAUGCUUUUCUUUUGUACCUUUGAGUAAGUAUGUAUUUCGUGUUGAGUCAAAUUGCUUUCAUGUCAAGAUGCAUAAGUUCUGGAGACCUCAUGUUACUAUAUGGCCUUCACCUGUACAACGUGAUAAUUAUCAGGAUUCCCCAUUAAAGUACGAAAUGCUUGCCGAAGGUGAUUUUUAUGAUGAUUUAGCUGUGGACUUCUCUUUGUCAAAAACUGAUGGCCUAUAUCAUAAUGUUAUCGAUGAGGGAUCUAUUAUGAGUUAUGAGAUGACUACACCCGAGAAUAGUGCGGCAUCUCCAAAUGAGAGGGAUAGCAUAUAUUCAAGUUAUGUUACUCAUCAACAAGGAGGGGAACUAGUGUCUUCUUCCAUGGUUAUAUCUGAAAAUUACCCAGCACCUUACGCAAUUGUUUAUGGGUUCUUUAGUGGUGACAUUGAAAUUGUUAGGUUUCGCAUGUUCUUCUCAGCUUUGGAGUCACUUACCCAAUAUCCAUCUCAGGAAGCAGAUCCAAAUGAACAGAAGAACCAUCUCUCCGGGCACAUUGGAGCAGUUCUGUGUUUAGCUUCACAUCAGAUGGUGAGAAGGUCUGGAGCAUGUAGUUCAAACCAUGUUCUUUUGUCAGGUAGUAUGGAUUGCACUGUUCGUGUGUGGGAUCUUGAAUCUGGUGAUCUCAUUGCAGUAAUGCACCAACAUGUUGCACCAGUACGACAAAUAAUUCUUCCUCCGACGCAAAUUGAAUACCCAUGGAGUGAUUGCUUUUUAACUGUAGGGGAUGACUUAAGCGUAUGCCUUGUUUCACUUCAGACUUUGAGGGUGGAGAGAUUGUUUCCUGGACAUGUGUACUUUCCAGCAAAAGUCUUGUGGGAUGGUGUAAAAGGUUACAUAGCUUGUCUUUGUCCAAAUCAUUCAGAAAAACCUGAUGUGCAUGACAUUCUGUACAUUUGGGAUGUAAAGACAGGUGCUCGUGAGCGAGUUCUUCGUGGAGCUGCUGCACAUUCAAUGUUUGACCAUUUCCUUAAAUCCAUCAAUGAGAUCUCUUUGUCCAGCAACUUGAUGAACGGAAAUACUUCAGUUUCCUCUUUAGUUUCACCGGUGAUAGAGCCAACAAUUUUUUCACAAUCUCAUUCAAAAGCUCAUGGGAAGGGAAUUACUCCUCAAGCAUCCACAGCAAGUAAAGUUGAACAAAAUGCUCCAGAAACAUCAAAGAUAAUGAAUGGAGCUAGUGCAAAAUCAGGAAGGUUUCAAUCAAGAAUCUUUGAGAAGCACCCAGUUAAAAGCUCAUCUCCUUUCCCUGGUGUAUCCACUUUGUGUUUUGAUCUGUCUCCUUUGAUGUCACUAGGCUCUAUGAAUGAGUUUUUUGAGGAUGGCAGUCACCUUGUUGAAAAGAAGCAUGUGAAGGUUUCUGGAAGUAGGAGUCCUCAAGAUGAUCCUCACGGAUGGGCAGAUUCUUUGAAGGAAAUAGGGCCACAGAUGCUUAGCCCUCAACACAGGAAUGUGAAGAGUAGGUCAGCUGGGGCAUCUAUUGUUACACCAGAACAUCAUGAAUGGGUUCGAACACUUGAAGGAUGCCUACUGCGAUUCAGCCUGUCUCUUCUGCACCUUUGGGAUGUUGAUAAGGACCUCGAUUACUUGCUAAUAACUGAAAUGCAUCUAAAAAGACCUGAUUCCUUUAAUAUGUCUUCUGGCAUAUUAGGGGAUCGGGGUUCUAUGACACUAACAUUUCCUGGUUCUAUUUCAACUCUAGAGCUCUGGAGAUCUUCUUCUGACUACACUGCCUUGAGAUCAUUGACUAUGGUGUCCCUAGCGCAGCAUUUAAUUAGCCUAAACCAUUCUUGUUCUUCUGCGAGUGGUGCUUUAGCAGCAUUUUAUACACGGAAAUUUGCAGAGAAGAUUUCGGAUAUCAGACCCCCUUCACUUCAGCUCUUGGUAAGCUUUUGGCAGAGUGAGUUUGAACAUGUGAAAAUGGCUGCUCGCUCUUUAUUUCAUUGCGCCGCCUCACGAGCUAUUCCCCGCCCACUUUGUUGUUCGAAAGCCACUCAGUUUGUAAGUUUUGACGCAUGUCCUGAUAAAGCAUCAGAGAAGGAGCAUAGAAAUACAACUGCAGUUUCUCCUAUAUCUGAAGUGAACAUGCAAUCUCAUGAGGACUUUACUGAGGAAGAGUCAGAAAUAACAUUAUGGUUGGAAUCAUAUGAAUUACAAGGUUGGAUUUCAUGUGUUGGAGGAACAACUCAGGAUGCAAUGACUUCUCAAAUAAUUGUUGCUGCUGCAUUGGCUGUCUGGUACCCUAGCCUUGUCAAACCAAGACUUGCCAGAGUAGUGGUUCAUCCUCUGGUAAAAUUGGUUAUGGCCAUAAAUGAAAAGUACAGUGCUGCGGCAGCUGAGGUUUUAGCUGAAGGUAUGGAGAGUACUUGGAAGGCGUGCAUUGGUUCUGAAAUACCUCGCCUAAUAUCAGACAUAUUCUUUCAAGUCGAGUGUGUCAGUAGUUCAUCAGCUAAUGCAUCAUCACCAAACUAUGCGGCACCUCAUAAAAUUCGAGAGACUUUAGUUGGAAUUCUUCUCCCAAGUUUGGCAAUGGCUGAAAUUCCCGGAUUUCUACAUGUGAUAGAAAGCCAAAUUUGGUCCACUGCAUCUGAUUCACCUGUACAUGUGGUGUCCCUCAUGACUUUGAUCAGGCUGGUCCGUGGUUCUCCAAGAAACCUAGCUCCAUAUCUGGACAAGGUGGUUGUUUUUAUUAUGCAGACAAUGGAUCCCAGCAAUUCAACCAUGCGGCGAAGUUGCCUCCAAAGUGCUAUGAUGGUGCUCAAAGAGGUUGUACGUGUCUUUCCUAUGGUAGCCCUAAAUGAUACAUCUACCCGGUUGGCAGUUGGCGAUGCAAUGGGUGACAUUAAAAAUGCUAAUAUUAGGGUGUAUGACAUGCAAAGCAUGAGCAAGAUAAAGGUCUUGGAUGCCAGUGGACCUCCUGGACUUCCAGGUUUGCUUGGAGGUGACUCGGGAUCAGCAAUGACUACAGGAAUAUCUGCUUUAAGCUUCUCACCAGAUGGAGAGGGGCUAGUUGCCUUUUCGGAGCAUGGUUUGAUGAUUAGAUGGUGGUCCCUGGGAUCUGUGUGGUGGGAGAAACUCAGCCGAAAUCUUGUUCCCGUCCAAUGCAGCAAGCUUAUAUUAGUUCCCCCAUGGGAGGGAUUUUCACCUAACUCUUCCAGAUCUAGUAUAAUGGCUAGUGUAUUGCGUGAGAAUGGAAACCCCAAUUCACCGGGAGGCAACAAAGCUCUGGCUGAAAUGGACAAGUUGAAACUUCUGGUUCAGAAUCUCGACCUGUCUUACAGACUUGAAUGGGUUAGUGAAAGAACAGUAAAGCUUUCGCAACAUUCCAAUGACCUUGGCACCUUCCAGCUGUAAACACUUGCUACGGACCAUUUUUCUGAGACAUCUUCUCAGUGUCCUGCUCUGUAGCUUUGGAUAUACGGGGAGCAUGGCAAAAAUGUGCCUAGUUUGCUGAAAGAUCUCAUCAAGUAGGCUUCUCAAUUUUGGUUUUCAUUCUUUUGUUGUAACAAAAUAGCUCUCAGAUAUGCACACACUCUGCACCAUUUCUGAAAUUUAUUAAGUACUACACAUUGCUGUAAUAGUAAGACAACACCAAUAAGCAUUGUUAUAGAUUGGAUUCUCAAAAUAGCAUAUAUACAUGGAAGUGAGGAACAGUUGCAUCU